UCGAAACGGAAUCGAAGAAGAGUUUAUCGAGGCGGCAGCGGUCGUUUAAAAAUAUCACUCAUACGCACGGGAGAGCCGAGAUAAAGAGAGAGCGUUAGUGAAAGUGCAAUGAUAUUCACUCCCUAAAUAAAUAAACAUCAAGUUUUGUUUAUAAUCAAAUAAAAUACAUAUAAGUUAAGCAGAGUGUUUAAAAUUCUACCUAUAAAUAUGUAUAAUCAAGUGCCAGCCAGCAACGCAUUAAUUUAUAAAUAAAUAUAUUAAAUAUAUUAGCUGCUGGUCAGUGUGAGUGAGCGUCGAUAAAAAGCUCCCCCAAAAGAAAUUUUUGGGAAAAGGCGAAACGUGAAAACAAAUUGGUGAAUUAUCUCUAUACAACACACGCGCAAAAAUAAAUAAAGGAAAAACCGACGAAAGCCAAAGAACUCUCAUCGAAUCGUGGCGAAUCGUAGAUCAUCCGUGUGACAUAUCCAAUAUAAUUAACCCCAUCGAACCGUAGUGAGAAUACCUCCCUUGGCAUUGAUUGUUGACAUUCUCAUGAGACAGAUAUGCAAAUGGGAAUAUGCGAAUCUUUUGAGGAAAACUCGCACAGGCACACACGAGUUGUAAAUUAAAUUCCCAAGCUUAAAGUGUCGACGACGCCGGCCAAAAGCCAGGACAAAGGACACAGUCGGAGAACAGGUGCUUGUGACCUCCUGACCCGUGACCAAAGAGGGGAGAGGAGAGGCCAGGACCGACAGUAAGCACCGCAGAAUUGAUGUCCGUGCGAAAGUUUGCCGGCAGCUGCUCAAAUGUUACGCCAAGGACUCGACCAUUGCGAAUAAGGAUCCUGCGAGUGGGCGUGAGAGCAGGAACAGAGCCAGGAUUGCCUCACUAGAUCCCAGCACUCAGCAAGGAUGAGUGCAGCGGCACGGCUGCUGCUCCGCCUGGAGCUACCCUCGCCGGGUGUGAUGCCACCGCCGCCCACGGACUAUGACUGGGGGCCCAUCAGCGAAAGUGACUUCCUGGCCAGCGCCACGGCCACCGAGGUGGCCACUGUGCGUUACGAACUCCUGCCCCAGCAGAAUCACUCGGUAUCCGGCGAACACUUUUACAACUACACACAUCCCGAUCUGCCGUAUCCCCACUACGAUGACAUGGGCCUGGACAUGGAUCCGAAUUGGACGCGAAUCUGCGAUGAUCGGUACAAUCCCAUGUUGGAGGACAACAAGAUAGAGUUUUGGGUGUGCGGCGUUAUCCUAAAUAUAGUUAGUGUUCUCGGCAUCCUGGGGAAUAUCAUAUCCAUGAUAAUCCUCUCGAGACCCCAGAUGAGAUCGAGUAUUAACUAUCUGCUGAUUGGCCUCGCCCGCUGCGAUACCCUGCUCAUUUUGACAUCGAUGCUGGUGUUUGGUAUACCCGCCAUAUAUCCCUAUACAGGGUACACUUUCUUCUACUACAACAACAUAUAUCCGUUUAUAGCGCCAGCGGUAUUUCCCAUUGGACUGAUUGCCCAGACAGCCAGCAUAUAUAUGACCUUUACUGUGACUCUGGAGCGCUAUGUGGCCGUGUGUCAUCCCUUAAAGGCGAGGGCUCUUUGUACCUAUGGCCGUGCCAAGAUAUACUUCAUUGUGUGCGUGUGCUUUGCCGUGGCCUAUAAUAUGAUACGAUUUUGGGAGGUGGUUACCAUAAGCUAUACAGAUCCGGCCACAAAUGUGGUAUUCCACUGUGUGAUACCCUCGAAAAUGAGGAGAUCAGAGGCGUACAUCAAUAUAUACAUUCACUGGUGCUACCUCAUUGUGAGCUAUAUAAUACCCUUCCUCACCCUGGCCAUCCUAAACUGUUUGAUAUACAGGCAGGUGAAGAGGGCGAAUAGGGAGCGCCAGAGACUGUCGAGAUCGGAGAGAAGGGAAAUCGGUCUAGCCACCAUGCUGCUGUGCGUGGUGAUAGUCUUCUUCAUGCUGAACUUUCUGCCUUUGGUUUUGAAUACCCUGGAGGCAUUCUACAGCACGAUAGAUCAUAACAUCACCAAGAUCUCGAACCUGAUGAUCACCAUCAAUAGCAGCGUCAACUUCUUGAUCUACAUCAUCUUCGGGGAAAAGUUCAAGCGCAUUUUUUUACUCAUUUUUUUCAAGCGCCGCCUGAGUCGUGACCAACCGGAUCUUAUCCACUACGAGAGCUCCAUAUCGAACAACGGCGAUGGGACGCUGAAUCACCGCUCUUCCGGCCGCUUCUCGAGGCACGGCACACAGCGGAGCACCACAACCACGUACCUGGUGGCCACCGGCGGAGGUGGCGGCGGACAAGGCGGCGGCCCCGGCAAUUGCGGUGGUGGCAGUAAUUCCCUUAAUAAUGUCCGUCUUACCCAGGUCUCUGGUUCGCCGGGUCUUGUGAAGAUCAAAAGGAAUAGAGCUCCAUCGCCGGGGCCGGUGGUGUAUUUUCCCGCCCGCGAAAUGCAGAGAUCAGUCUCCACGAAUGCAAAUUCGGCCACCAAUAAUAACACCUCCAUCGGUUAUGAUUGGACAUUACCGGACAGCAAGAAGCUGGGUCAUGUCUCCUCGGGAUUCUGAGGGCAGGGGUUGGCUAGGGGACAAGCGGAGGCGAUGCGGCACUGGGAGGGGUUAGUCUAGUCUAGUCAUGUAAAUAUAUAAAACAAUAAAAAGAGUUCCCGCAAAUGGACUGUGGUAUACAGGGGAGGUGGAAAUAAUAGUUGGGAAUUGAAAAUAAAAAGAGUCUUUUUCCUACUACUAUUUUGACCACCUUUGUAGCCAUAUUAACCUGUACAGAAGGCAUCAACUAAACGCUCCAAGCGUUGCGUUACUUUGUGAUAAGCGUUAAGUGUUUCCUUCCCUUACAAAAACUUCUCUACUACUCCUUGAAAAAUAAAACUUUACUCGUUGAUAUAGCUGUUAAGAAAAGAAAGUCAACUUCUUUAACGAUUAAAUCAGGCUGAAGAUAACUAGUUUCUUGAACCCAUAGAUUGCCUCUUCAAAAAAAAAAGAGUUUCAAUUGAAUUUGUAUCCAUUUCGCAGUAAAUUAGUCAGCGAAACUUUUAUUCUGCAACCAAUAUCGUUUCACUUUCCACUGGCCUUUGGGCCAAAAGUUUUAUUUAUUAGCGUGAACUUUGCUGGCCUUUAAUUAAAUAUCCUUUACAAAGCAUUUCUUCGCUGGCACCCGAACUUGAUGAAUGAUUUUCCUCUUCUUUUGCUGAUUUCCCAGCAACUUUUCAAUAUCUCUCUCUUUCUCCUCCCGGAAACUGGGGCUUUUUUGGGUUCGCAAAAGAAAUGAAAAGAAAAAGAAUAAGAAGGCCGAACAAUCUGUCAACUUGUCAGAAAGUUUUUAAAAUGCCGCUCAAAGUUCAGUCAGCUCAAAAGUUUGCCAGCAUUAUUUAGUCGCCCUCAACUCAAGUAGCUCAAUUUAACAGCCACUGCAGCCAAUAAAAUACAUAAUAAUGAUAAUACCAACAAAGGAAAAAGACAUUUUCAGGUGUUCCUCUUCCCCGAAAGUAAAAAAUAAUCCUCCGCUAUUCUGUAAAUACAUUUAAGUGUUUUUUGUAAAUAUUUCUGAACUAGCCUGUAUGCAAAGCAUAAACGAAUCCCAAAGAUAAUGUAGAGUUCAAUUGAGAUUACUGAAAGUCCAGGCAAUGGGGAUUGUAAAUCAAUGUUUAAA
Drosophila kikkawai is the source of this 3639-nucleotide messenger RNA. RefSeq names its product FMRFamide Receptor (gene FMRFaR). Gene Ontology annotation, biological process: G protein-coupled receptor signaling pathway. NCBI's taxonomy places the organism in Eukaryota, Metazoa, Arthropoda, Insecta, Diptera, Drosophilidae. Gene Ontology annotation, cellular component: membrane. The record is from RefSeq and is a predicted model, not a curated record. Gene Ontology annotation, molecular function: G protein-coupled receptor activity.